This is a messenger RNA of Macrobrachium nipponense, 1031 nucleotides long. RefSeq names its product protein BCCIP homolog. Gene Ontology annotation, cellular component: nucleus. NCBI's taxonomy places the organism in Eukaryota, Metazoa, Arthropoda, Malacostraca, Decapoda, Palaemonidae. The coding region runs from base 51 to 926 and encodes 291 amino acids. The transcript has 6 exons. The record is from RefSeq and is a predicted model, not a curated record.
GUCUACUACUAUUACAACAACUGUAAUUCUUUCUUGCCGUCACGACAACCAUGUCGCACCCACUGAAGAAGCCCCGUGCUGUUUUUCCAAUCGAAGAUUACGUGGAGGAUGACAGUGAAGAUGAAGAAAUGCAAGAUGAAUGCAUUGGGCAGACGCUUAAUGUUGACUUUGAGGGUUUCACAGCCAGUGACAAUGAUUUCCAUGGGAUAAAGAGAUUACUUCAGCAAAGUUUUCGUGGUUUAGAAGUUGAUGUGUCUGGUAUUGCAGACACCAUUAUCUCUCAGAAUUAUGUUGGGUCUGUCAUUAAGCAAGUUGGUGGGGAGGAUGAAGACGAUGAUGAAGAAAUGGAUGAGGAAGAUGAUGAUCAAUUGUUCGGUGUUACAACCAUCAUAAAUCUAACUUCACGGAAGGAUGAGAAGUGUAUUGCAGGUUUUCGAACGACAUUAGUAGAGAAGUGUUCAGAGUAUGCCAAUGAUUCGACCAGCCAACAGUUGCGUGAAUUGUUAGGCAAUGAAAGUAAACAUGUGGGCCUUCUGAUCUCAGAGAGAGUUGUUAAUCUGCCACCACAAUUUGCAUUGCCAGUUUUUGAAAGUUUAUUGAAGGAACUUGAAGAAGCCAAAACUAAGAAGAUGCCUUAUGAAUUUGCAUACCUCAUUCUUAUUUGCAAAGUGUUUAAACAUGAGAAGAAAAAGAAGAAGAAAAAUAAAACUGUUGAAACAGAGAUCUGGAGCAAUCCAGAGGAAGAAGUCAUAGCUGAAGAAUCUUUGGCUAGUUUUGAUUACAUAGUGAAAGGGGAUAAGGCAGUGUCUGAUGACUGGGAUGAAGAUGAUCCACAGUAUACGCCCUUCAGAAGAGUGUUGCUGCUAGAUGCUAAUCGCUUGCCAGAAAUUUUGUCCAAGGUUAAGCAAGCCAUUUAUCAGUCUUGAAAAUGUUGAAUUGCUUUUUCUACAACUGGAGACCUUUAUGGAAAAUUUUGCAUAUUUGAAAGGAUGUUGAAAAUGCCAGUGUAGGGAAUAAAGUUUCACAAGCUA